UGAACUCACAAACCGUGAUAUCAUGACCUGAGCCGAAGUCGGACACUUAACUGACUGAACCACCCAGGGGCCCCAGAGUUAACUUUCUGAUGCACAGAUUUGACCUUGGCACAGUGAUGCAUCGACUCUUCACUGCCCUCAGCACCAUCCAGAUGCCUUAACCUGGUCGUUCAAGGUCCCAGGCAGUCAGACCUCAAUCUCUCUCUUCUUUUUACUCCCACCUUGUACUCUUGCCACUCAGGUAACAUUUACCUGCCUUUCUCUCUCACAUUCCUGUGGCCUGUCAAGGGCAGGGGCUGUUCUUGCCUUUGAACGGCCAGUGCCUGACACCUGUUGCACAGUGAACAUUUGCCGUAAACUGCGCUGAACGCUGUACCGAAGUCAAGCCUUGGCUGGUUGUUUGGACUGUGACUUUGAGGCUCCCUCCCUUUCUGAUCCCAAGAGUCUUUUUGAUGGGUGGCCCCUGGCUGGGGUGAAGCUCCCCCGUCUUUAUUCUUGUCCCCCAGCGCGGUGUGGGCUGCCGGCUGCAGGAUGAACUGUCGCUCGGAGGUGCUGGAGGUGUCGGUGGAAGGGCGGCAGGUGGAGGAGGCCAUGCUGGCCGUGCUGCACACCGUGCUCCUGCACCGGAGCACGGGCAAGUUCCACUACAAGAAGGAGGGCACCUACUCCAUCGGCACCGUGGGCACCCAGGAUGUGGACUGUGACUUCAUCGACUUCACCUACGUGCGCGUCUCCUCUGAGGAGCUGGACCGUGCCCUGCGCAAGGUUGUCGGGGAAUUCAAGGAUGCACUGCGCAACUCUGGGGGUGAUGGGCUGGGGCAGAUGUCCCUGGAGUUCUACCAGAAGAAGAAGUCUCGCUGGCCUUUCUCAGACGAAUGCAUCCCCUGGGAGGUGUGGACGGUCAAGGUGCAUGUGGUAGCUCUGGCCACAGAGCAGGAGCGGCAGAUCUGUCGGGAGAAGGUGGGUGAGAAGCUCUGUGAGAAGAUCAUCAACAUCGUGGAGGUGAUGAACCGGCACGAGUACCUGCCCAAGAUGCCCACGCAGUCGGAGGUGGACAACGUGUUUGACACAGGCUUGCGGGACGUGCAGCCCUACCUCUACAAGAUUUCCUUCCAGAUCACUGAUGCCCUGGGCACCUCGGUCACCACGACCAUGCGCAGGCUCAUCAAAGACACCCUUGCCCUCUAGGCCUUACUGGGGCCGUGGGCUCUCCUUGAUGGCUUGCAGACCUUGGCUUCUGGGGAUCGUACCGUUGGCCCCUUGGGGCUCGGGAACCUGCCCCAGGUCCUUGAUGAGACUUGGAAUGGCCACCCCUGGCUUCCUUGUUUUGUGGUUGCCAGUCUCUGGUCAUUCUUUUAACCUUGGCUGAUGGUCAAGUCUGGCCUUCACUGUCUCUCCACACCCCUGGUGGGGGUUCCCCUUCCUUCUCUGCUGUAUGGAAGAGCCAUCGCUAGGAUGGUGAAUAAAGUUGAGAAUGUGAGUUCAGGUUGA
This is a messenger RNA of Lynx canadensis (Canada lynx), 1491 nucleotides long. It is a transcript of the gene ATG101, whose product is annotated as autophagy related 101. Gene Ontology annotation, biological process: autophagy; autophagosome assembly. NCBI's taxonomy places the organism in Eukaryota, Metazoa, Chordata, Mammalia, Carnivora, Felidae. Bases 532 to 1188 code for a protein of 218 amino acids. The transcript is spliced from 3 exons. The record is from RefSeq and is a predicted model, not a curated record. Gene Ontology annotation, cellular component: phagophore assembly site.